Messenger RNA from Cottoperca gobio, 7434 nucleotides. RefSeq lists its product as uncharacterized. Bases 517 to 2934 code for a protein of 805 amino acids. The record is from RefSeq and is a predicted model, not a curated record. The transcript has 6 exons. NCBI's taxonomy places the organism in Eukaryota, Metazoa, Chordata, Actinopteri, Perciformes, Bovichtidae.
CCCCUCCUGCACACGUCGAGGCUUCAUGAGGAGCUUCAGUCAGAGAGGAAGACAUCCAGAGGGUGACCACUGCAUCUGAUUGGCUGAUGACCCUGAACAGGCCACCAAUGAGACACCAUCAUCACUGUGUGACUGCGUGUGUUUCCCUCUCUGUCUCUGAACGUCAGCCUGCGCAUAUUUUUAUGUUUGUAGAGCUGCAUGCAUGCAUGAGUGUGCGUGUGCGUUAGUGCAGGAUGUUAAAACCUGGAGCUGUGAAGGGGGGGGAGGGGCAAGGACAGAGACGCUAAAGAAAUAUAUGAAAAAAGAAAGAAAGACGCAAAUAUAGAAGAGAAGAAAAAGGGUGGAGGAUAGUGGGGAGAGGACAGAUGCUGAGGAGAGAGUGAUAGUGAAAGGCACGCUGAGGAGAGAUUGACGGAGAGUGAGGAGGAGGAGGAGGAGGAGACGAUCUGCUGGAGGAAGCAGCAGCAUCGUUGAUUUUUACAGGAACCAAGGCAGCUGUCCUCUGUUGCCGUGACGAUGGGCUGCUGGCUCUCUGGACCGUGGAUGGGUGACCAAACGUUGAGUGGGCGGAGUCUUGCAAACCUGAGCCAGCGGGAUGCUCUGCGGAUCCUGGCAGCCAGUCAGCGUCCAAUCACCAUGCAGAUCAAGGGUCAGAGGGGGUGUGGCACCGAGGCAGACAGGGGAAUCUGGGAGCCCCUCCCCCUCAACCUGCAGCAUCUUAACCUGCCACUCCCACUGAUGGGGGCGGGGCACAACGCCUCCAGCCCCUCCUACCAGGACAGACAUUAUUACAGCCAUCUGUCUCUGCCACAAGAUCACUGUGAAGGAGGACGGUACAGCUACCUGUCCAGCUCCCCACGGGACACUGUGGACAUGGGCCAUCAGGAUCCAGAACUGACUGGUCGUGGACCAAAGGGACAGAACUGCCUGAUGGGAUGCUGCAAUGCAAACUUAGAAGAACCUAACGGCUGCCACAGUCAGACGGAUGACGAGGACUUCAUGUUGGAGAAGCCGCUGGGCUUCCUGCCCCUCCACCAUGAGCUAGACAGCGGUUUGGGCUGGACUGACGGCUCCCUCCACCAGGGGGACCUCUCGGGGCUGGAGACUGAGGAAGGAGGCCUGGAGGACUGUCAUUCACAUGGGGCCCUCGCCCCGGGGGGUUGUGGGGGCUUCGGAGGCGGCGGCUCUCCUUCCUCUGAGUCCUUUAUUUCCUCGGAGCUCAGCGACUCGGGCUUCUACAGCGUGAGCACCGGGGAAUUCAGGCACUUCCAGAGGCUGCUGGAGAAGCGAAUGCGGCUGUACAACGCCAGACUGCAACAUCAGGGCGAACCCUGCGAGAGGCGGGAGCGGCGUGACAGCUGCCCCAAGAGCCACCGUGAGCUGCUGGAGGCCAUCCCUGAGGCGCUGACCAUGCAGCCUCAGUGUCAGCGCCUGCAGCUCGAGAUGGACGAGGGCACUGGGCCCAUCAUGGAUCUCCCACCACGUGGACUUUUCAGGGUUUCAUCGGUCCAGUUCCAUAAAGCUGACCGGCCCUGUCUGAACCGUCACAGCUCCAGCAGUGGAGCCCUGUUCAACCCCUCCCACGCCCAUGCUGCAGUAUCACGAAUGACUGCCCCGGUCCUCUCCACCUGCAGCACCCCCUCCAGCCACCGGAGAGCACUAGUACCCAUGCAGCAGCACCACGAGGGCUCCAGUUCAAUGGGGAUGCUGAGGAGAAGCCGAACUCUGCACCAUCGCACUCCUCAGCAGGAGUACCGCCGUCGGGCAAGCCACCCAGCUUCCCCCUCCUACUGCGCAGAAACCCUGCACCACUGCGGAGGUGUGCCGCCACAUAACGUCCUGCCAUCCGGCCUGCCAGAGGAAGCUGAGCUAGUGGCUGCUGUGUUGGCUUCUCACCCAGGAGGCCUGGCCCUCCCACCACAACAACACCCCACCGCUCUGGGGCAUAUCAGGGGUGCCAACACCCAUGAGCGAUGCUACGACAACAACACUAAUGCUCAGCUCGCUCCCCAUGACUGGUGGCACUCGCAAGAAAGAAGCUUGAUGCCUGAGCAACUGGUGACAGAAAUGGACAGAGAGAUUGAGAGGGAACUGGAACAAAAAAGGCAAAUGCAUGAGAAAGAGCUGGAGAGGGAGAGGGAGGCACAAAUUCAAGAAGAGAUGGACCGAGAGAGGCAGCAGGAGCUGGGGAGGAGCCGAGCCAGGGAGCAGCAGCACCUCCAGAGUUUGGUCCACCCUCCUCAGACUGGAGAUGUCAACGACACCUGGCCAAAACCAGCCAUCCGUCAGUCCCUGGGUGGUGGGGGAGGCAGAGGUCUCUACAGUACCCUGGAGGGCCACACAGGGGCUGGCUGUGCUUUUGGAUGGGAUGCAAAGAUAGGACACAUAAAUGCAAGUUCAAGCCCAAAUCCCAGUUCUGGUUUUCAGCCAAAACUUAACCCAAACUCCAAAUCCAACACAACCUCACGGAUCUCCAGGAACCAGCUCCUGAGAGACCGGGCGUCUCAGCUGGCGGAUGAACGCAGUGGAAUGAGCACAGAUGAGGAGACCAAUACUGACAUGCUGAUGGGUCGUUACUGGAGUAGAAUGGAGAGAAGGGAACACUUCCUAUUGGCCCGUGAGCAGAGGCAGCAGCAGCUGCAGGCCAGAGGAGCGACAAUACGAGACGCCAUUAUCAGGGGAGGAGCCAUUGCUGGAGGAGGAGGAGUCUCUGUUGGAGACAGAGGUGUGCUGGACAGCAGAGGUGGAGCUUUUGCAGAAGGGAGGUGCAACACGGUCCUGGAGAUGAGUCAGAGGAAGCUGAGUCGUCUGAGGAACAGGAAGCUGUUGGAUGACUGGACGACAGUAGAGGAGCUCCUGACUCAUGGGACCAGGCUGAACAACCAGGAGGACAUGCUGUGUACCAGCUCCCUGCUGACGGUCACCACCGUCUAAUUGCAUGGGCACCAUGUCUUACUGUAACUCUGUAUGAGUGUGUGUGAUGUUAAGCUAACAAUACGACAUAUUAAUGAUUCCUCUGUAUUUUCUAAAGACAAUGAAAAUAUGAAUAUCAGUUUCAUCUUUGUGUGUCCAGUACAGAGAUCCAGGACAUGUUUAGCCAAGCUAAGCACAAAGACUGGAAGCAGGGGGUAAAUGCUAGUACAUCUUAAUCUAUAACUAAAAAUACACUUACAAUAACUUCCAAAUUGUCUGACCAAACGAACAGUUGGAUUCUACUUGAUGCAUCUGCGUAGCUGCUUUGGUCUGUAAGGGUCUUAGUUAUGUAGGGCCCUAUCUUACACCUGGCGCAAAGCGACACACAGCAAAGCGCAACUGUCAUUGUAAGUUUCAGACCGACACAGUUGUCAUUUUCACUCCCAGCGCCCAUGCUGUGUAAAUAGCACUAAUUGUGUCAUGAUGAGUACACAAGUGUUGUUUUUAACGGCAGCGUUUCUGCAGCUGCAUUACGCCUCACCGGCAGGCUGCAGCCUCUGGAGGUUUCCAGUCAGUUCUCUUUUAGAGCGAGCCCCCAGUGGAUUGCAUCGGAAAACAAUAGAGUUUUGAUUAUUAUAAUUGUAGAUUACGCAAUCUGAAUAGCAAUGCACACAGUGCAGGCACACCUGGCUUUGAUUGGUUUAAUUCAUGUCAAACCAACGUACAGACUGUAAGUACACGGUGUGCACUGUCUGUCUUCCAUCCUGCUGUCUCUGUCCUCUUUGAGACUCUUUUUACCAGAACAGGGUCCUCUUCAUCUCGGUCCAUGAAGCACAAAGAUGAAACUGAUAUCCAUCUUCUCAUAUGACUCUGGGAAAGACGGAAAUGUCGGACUGUUCCUUUAAUGAAUGUGUGCGAGAAAGGGAACCUCACUGUCAUUGCUGUACAUCACCUCAACUGAUAGCUUUAUGUGUGGGUGUGUGACCACUGUACAGCACGCCGGACAAAAUGUGUGUCAGUGCAUGACGCUUGUGAAGACAAACAACCGAACAAGGUCAGAUGAGCGUGUAUGUUUGCAUCAUGUGUUUCAUGCUACAUCUUAUGCUACAUUUACUUCACAGAAUCUUUUACAAAAUUACAAACAUUUGGGUUCAGACUCAAAUCUUCAAACAGACCAUGAGAUUUCGGGGAGCAAUACUGUUCUGCUUGAUGAACCUGGCUGUGCACUAAUGAUAAAUCACAUACGACUUUGACAUCAGGGCCACCGAACACAUCAACUGUAGCAAUGCAGACAAUGACAACUGAGAUUUGAUACCAAAUCCUGAAUGGUUUUUAUAGAAACUCUGUUUACAAUUAAAAUAUCAGUCGGUGGGAGCUUUUGUAACGGAAAAUGAAAAACGCGACCUGAUUUACUUGGUUGUGAAACACUAGUGAAACCGUGUUGAUCAGGGAGGGGGAACCAUGUGCCGCGGAGGUUUGUGACCACGGCUUCAUGUAAAGAUCAGCUACUGUUGUGUUUUGCGUGGAGUUUAUGCCGCAAUCACGUCAUAUUUUUCAGAGCGUACUUAGAAAACACGCUCACGCCAAACUCUUAGUUGUAAUUCUAAAUCGGAGGGAUCAGGCAUUUCAGAUUUCUGAUGGUGAAAAGACAAACAGUCGCAAAAUGUUUGCAAUGUCAGUUACAACUAAAUAAGAUCCACUAUUAACACUGAUAUAAUUGAUUGAGGUAACAACAGAUGACAAACAGCUGGUUGACACUGUAAACACGGCUGGAGCUGUGAAACCACAACCACACAGAACAAUCCAUCUAAUACAUCUUGCUCAUGGGCAUGAGUACCAUGCAUUCUACAGCUCUUUGAAAAGAAAGCACCAUAAUGCGUGAAGUCCUAACAACAAGGGGUUUUUUCUCCCAUUGUUACUGUUCUGCUGACAUGGCGUGAAUGCAGCAUAGCAUUUUUGGCCCUUCGUGGUCCAUGGCUCCCUGUUCCUGCUGGUGUCUUUACUGUUGGCAGGAUGUUUACAGAUCUACCUUCCCAGGUAACAGCUUAUGCAUGUUUACUGAAAUCUACAGUGAUGCGUUGACUGUGUGGAGACAAUUUCAAAGAAAAGAAGAUAAACCACAAGUCAACUUUAGGUUGUCCAGACUGCUGCAGUGUCUGUACAGUCAGGACAGACAGCGCUCAAGUCAGCUUUGACAUUCCACCAAAAGUGUGAGUAAAUCUGAAAUCUCCUGAUUCCAGAUCUGUAGUUCGGGAAAAUGUGCAAUAAUACCUCAAGCUAGUUUUACAAUGACAGUGGUGUGUGCACUUCCUGUCAGGUGUCCAUCGAAUGCAGUAACUCGUUUUAAAUCAAACAGAUGCACAAAUGUGACGAGUCACCGCAAGUGCACAGUAAUCCUAGAAUCUAAAAUGGCAAGAGCAACGGUUAUGUAGAUAUUUACAUUAUUUCUUUACAUUGUUUUCCAUGAGAGGGACCUAAGAAAACAACUUUUUGCACAUCGUUUUUAUACGAAACGUUUUCCCUACCUUUCUGUACCAGGGACCGAGGUCAGUGGAACGACUGUAGAUAGAACGACUGUGUUGAUGUUUUCUUUAGAAACUAUCAUAGUGAUUUAUGGAGGAAAAAAUAAGUUUAUUGUCAUUGUGUUGGACAUAUUUCAAUAUUUUUCUUGUUGUGGUUACAAAACCAAUGUGAACAGUUUUAUGAUCUUUAAAAUCUACUUAAUUUACUUAAAAGCUGGUGAAACUUUGAUUUACCAUUUUCAAAGAGUGAACAAAAUGUGAAUAUUAUUGUCUCUUUAAAUGGCUAAAUUGAAUUUUACUGUUGUUUUGUGUCACUAUGACAUGUACAUAUUGAUUUUGUCAGAAAGUGCAGAUGGUUGGAGUUAGCAGAACAUGCUGAUGCCAUCAGACACCUCCAGUGGUUUGUUCUGUAGGUUUAUAGGUGAGUUAUGGAGGCUGUAUAUACAGCACAGAGAUUAACAUUGUAGUAUUAGUAUGUUCAACACUCACAAUAUUGUCAAAAUUCAUGGAAAGUAGUUCAGUUUGUUCUGAAUGUUAAAUGUGGCAUCCAUUAAAUAUGAGUAGGCUCAUUGACGCUCUAAUGCUUAAAGGAGCACUACAACAUUUUAGAUGAAUCUUCUUGUUCUCCGUCUGCCCCGAGAGUCCGAUGUUUCAGAUGAUCAGUUUCAUCUCUGUGUCCAGCACAGAGAACAUGACUUCUUUUGCAUAGCUUAGCAAGAAUACAAAACAUUGAACAACGGUUGUUCAAUGUUUAAGCUCAAUUAUUGAACCGGUGUAGAAGGUUUAAAAGGACAAGUUGUGAUACAGUAUUUGUGUUUGCUUAGUUCCACAAAGAGUGGAAGCAGGAGUUAGCAGUGCUCUGAGCUACAUGCUAAUGUCAAUAUGGUAACAUGCUCAUAAUGACAACAUUAGCAUGCUGAUGUUUAGCAGGUAUUGGUAAACAUCUAAGUAUGAAGUAUUGGCCAAAUUAAGUUUUUGACCUGAUGACAAAACUACAUAAAAAGUCAGUGUAUCAAGAAAAAGAAAACAAACAGCUCCAAAGCUGUCUGAUGUAUAUGUUAUCCUGCUAGCUAACAAGCUAGUCAUCGAUCCAAUAAUUUGCUAACUGCGUAAAGAUGGAGUCCAAAGUCCAAGUCUCUCUGUCAAACACAAAAGGCCUUUUUCUUUUUAAUUAAUUUGAGUUAACCUGGACAGCUACAAACAUCGCUUAAUUUAAUUGUUAAUUUUCAAAACUCUGAUGAGCUCUGUUAUUUAUUUUUUUAACCAUGGAAAUAGCAGUCCCUCACAAAACCCGCCAUAUUCUCUGAACAAUCGGAGAUGUGAGAAUUGAUUCUUGAACCAGGCUAAGCUGUGCAUGAUCUAAAAGUUCUGUCCUCAUAGUGGAGUUGCCAGACCUAAGCAAUUGAUUAGUUUCAUCAGACUGUUUAGGAGUUGCUAAAAGAUUGAGCUAGGCUAGCAGUUUCCCUAUUGCCUCCAGUCUUUGUGCCGAGCUAAGCUAGUCCUGGGCCUUGGAAACUGAUAUCCAUCUUCUCAUGUGACCCGGCUGAAGGCAGAGAACAAGAUGAUUUACAGAAAUGUAAAACUGUUUGUUUAAAACACUUUAAACACUCAGAGUCAGAGAGAAAAUAGGUGGAAUGGGUUUGUUUCCACGUUUUCCCUCUCUCCCGGCUGUGACUCAAACAGUCUGAAUAAUGGAUGACGAAGAAAGAAUUUUUCUUUCCCACCCGCCCCCGCCUUCACUCUCUUUGCUGACGUUACACAAGGACACUGAGGGCUGAAAAUAGCGCUGCUGUCCUCAUGGGAUGUGAAAUUAAAAGCACACUGGAGCGGAGACACUUGCUGCUGAGGAACACUUGUUUCACUCCAUCUGACAAUCCCUCCAUCCAGCCUGCAAAACCACCUCCAUCUGUCUGUGCAAGGGUACGUUUCACAACAGCAAGCUUUUUGGAAUAUGAUGAUGUACAUGUGAUUGUAAUAAAGAGAUUUUAAUUAGCUAUGA